CACAAUAUAAAAGCACACCAGAGCAGAGCGUGACGGCGGGAAAAAGCUGAUGGCAAAAUCGAAUGGCGGGAACAGUCUGUGCGGUUGCAUUUAUUUAUUAACUUAAAUUAAAUAUAUUUCAAUUACAAAAUUGAUUUAAAUUAACUUCUACAUACACACCCAUUUGAUUUGAGUGAGAAAAGAAAAAUGGGUAAGAACAAGAAAAAGAGAACUAGGGUUUCCGAUGACGAUGAAGAAAUCGAAUCCGAUAACAACAACAACGAUUCCAAUCAGAAAGAUAAUUCCCUCUACCAGGUUCUUGGUGUGGACAGUACAGCGACUCAACAGGAAAUAAAGAAGGCGUAUCACAAAUUGGCGUUGAGGCUUCAUCCUGAUAAGAACCCUGGCGACGAGGAAGCUAAAGCCAAGUUUCAGCAAUUGCAAAGUGUUAUCUCAAUUCUUGGAGAUGAACAAAAACGGGCAAUGUAUGAUCAGACUGGUUCUGUUGAACACGCCGACCUUGCUGGAGAUGUUGUUCAGAAUCUUCACGAAUAUUUCAGAACAAUGUACAAGAAGAUCACUGAAGCUGAUAUUGAGGAGUUCGAAGCAAACUAUAGAGGAUCUGACUCUGAGAAAACUGAUUUGAUUAAUCUCUACAAGGAAUGCAAAGGAAAUAUGAACAGGUUAUUCUGUUCAAUGCUUUGUUCAGAUCCUAAACUCGACUCACACCGAUUCAAGGAUAUUAUUGAUGAGGCCAUAGCUUCUGGAGAACUAAAGGAAAAGAAAGCUUACAAGAAAUGGGCAAAGAAAAUAUCAGAAACCAAGCCACCAACUAGUCCUUUAAGAAGCAGGGCAAAAGCAAAUAAGGAUCCAAAAACGGAUUUGUAUGCUAUCAUAUCAAAACGACAAAAUGAGAGGAAAGGCCAGCUUGAUUCUAUGUUCUCGUCUUUAAUUUCAAAGUAUGGGGGAGAGCAUGCGCCAGAACCAACUGAAGAGGAAUUUGAAGCUACACGAAGAAAGAUGGAAAGCCGAAGAUCCUCAAAAAAGGCAAAGCGGAAAUAACCAACUUACCUUUGUGAAUAGUCUGUUUCUCUCAUGGUGACUGUCACCUCAGCAUUGUUGGUAGGAACGACAGGGUUAUUUUCAUAUGCAAGUUUAUAUAACUGGUUAGUUAAUGUUUAAGUAGACCAGUAACAUUUAAAAAAUCAGGCAUGUGUCUUCAAUGUUCUUGGUGAAUUUAUGCUUUAAAAGCAGCCGAACUAUUUUAUGGUA
Messenger RNA from Lathyrus oleraceus (garden pea), 1251 nucleotides. RefSeq names its product chaperone protein dnaJ 6. Bases 187 to 1041 code for a protein of 284 amino acids. NCBI's taxonomy places the organism in Eukaryota, Viridiplantae, Streptophyta, Magnoliopsida, Fabales, Fabaceae. The record is from RefSeq and is a predicted model, not a curated record. The transcript is spliced from 8 exons.